Molecule: messenger RNA, 1063 nt
Organism: Manis javanica (Malayan pangolin)
Lineage: Eukaryota; Metazoa; Chordata; Mammalia; Pholidota; Manidae
Gene: NXT1
Product: nuclear transport factor 2 like export factor 1
Biological process (GO): nucleocytoplasmic transport
Source: RefSeq, a predicted model, not a curated record
CUCCCCCCCCCCCGGCUGGGGGUGGAAGCCGGUUGUGCCUUCUGUGGUCGCGCUGCGAAGAGCUUGGUGGUGCGGUGCGGCCUUCAUAGCCUUGGGGCGCCUCGGCCCAUAACGCUCCGUGCGGUUGGCUGGGGUCGCGCAGUCCGCAGCUCUGCAGGCAAAAGCACUUUGAGUGUUCUGAAGCUUGACUUGCGGUCCUGGAGGGAGCGGAGAGACCUGUCUGUACCUGGUCCUUGAACUGCUCAUUUCUAGGACCCAGCUUCCUCCCAGCUCUUAAUAGCUCAAAGCAGAGACCUCCACAUUACUGGUCUUUAAGGACUCAGUCCCUCAGGCGCAGGUAGCACUGGGUGGAGGCGCCCUUCAGCAGAGUGAAGAUGGCGUCGGUGGACUUCAAGACCUACGUGGAUCAGGCCUGCAGGGCCGCUGAGGAGUUUGUCAAUGUCUACUACACCACCAUGGACAAGCGGCGGCGCCUGCUUCCCCGCCUUUACAUGGGCACUGCCACACUCGUGUGGAACGGGAACGCCAUUUCGGGACAAGAGUCCUUGAGUGAGUUUUUUGAAAUGUUGCCUUCCAGUGAGUUCCAAGUCAACGUGGCAGACUGUCAGCCUGUUCAUGAUGAAGCCACCCCAGGCCAGACCACAGUCCUCGUUGUGAUCUGUGGAACAGUGAAGUUUGAAGGCAGCAAACAACGGAACUUUAACCAGAGCUUUAUCCUGACCGCUCAGGCCUCGCCCAGCAACACAGUGUGGAAGAUAGCUAGCGACUGCUUCCGGUUCCAAGACUGGGCCAGCUAGUGUGGGCAGGAAGGGCUCUGCUUCAGCCAUGGCUCUGGGGCAACACAAGUCCAUAGCAUGGGGACACCAGUUCCCUUCUGUUGUCGCAGGCUGCACCAUCAGCCUUACCUCUGCAUUUGCUCUGGUUCAAGGAGCCCCUUUCUGACUGAGCACAUACUUGUUUGUCAUAGUUGCCUUUUCAGAGUAGUAAACUAUUCUAUUUUUCUACUUGCCCAGUAGAGACGUUGGGUCUGGAAUAUCUGGCAAAUAAAAUAGUAAUACAAAUA